This is a messenger RNA of Mangifera indica (mango), 698 nucleotides long. RefSeq lists its product as uncharacterized. The transcript is spliced from 3 exons. NCBI's taxonomy places the organism in Eukaryota, Viridiplantae, Streptophyta, Magnoliopsida, Sapindales, Anacardiaceae. Gene Ontology annotation, cellular component: mitochondrion. Bases 175 to 423 code for a protein of 82 amino acids. The record is from RefSeq and is a predicted model, not a curated record.
GUAAAAACAUUUUAGGGAAACCACAUGGUGUUUCACUUCAGCUGUGAAGGUAAAAACGACAGCGUUUUCUUCUAACGCCAUUUUACGUUUCCAAGUUCCAAGCCUCGAUUCAAUGGUGAAACCCUAGCAUCACUUUCAUAAUAUUGAUCUCCGUUCAGGCUGAGAGAAUCAGUUAUGGUUCUCUCCUUUGAUUUGCAGGAUUUUAUUAUCCGUGCUCGAGUGUUGAAGUUGUACAGACAAGCUCUAAGAACGGCUCGAAGAGCCCCUGAACAAGCUAGAGCUGAAUUGAAGCAGACAAUGAGAGAAGAGAUGGAGAAACAUCGUGACUGCAACGACAAACAGAAGAUUCGAUACUUGAUUAGUGAAGGUUUAGAGAGACUAAAAGGUCUGAAUGAGAUGCUUGACAUGCAGGGUCACUCUUAGAAACUGCAUUUGGAAUGUCCAUGGACAUGAAACUGAUGGAAUAUAGAGAAAUGGCAGGCUGCGAAGGUUAGAGUUCUGUUUUUGCACUUUUUGCAGUUUUAGUCUCUGUAUGUUUCAUUGGAACUGGUAUUUUCCCCUUUUUAUCUUGGAUUAUCAAUGUGCUUAUUGUUGUGAUCUUGAUAUUGUAUCCAUUCUGCUAAACUGUCCUGUUACCUUGGUUUGUUACAGUGGCUGUAAUACAUGCAAUCAUGCAUGCAUUUGAUUUUGAUCCCAAA